This is a messenger RNA of Biomphalaria glabrata, 2851 nucleotides long. Its product is annotated as xenotropic and polytropic retrovirus receptor 1 homolog. Lineage: Eukaryota; Metazoa; Mollusca; Gastropoda; Planorbidae. The transcript has 17 exons. The record is from RefSeq and is a predicted model, not a curated record. Gene Ontology annotation, molecular function: inositol hexakisphosphate binding. Gene Ontology annotation, biological process: cellular response to phosphate starvation; phosphate ion transport. The coding region runs from base 198 to 2276 and encodes 692 amino acids. Gene Ontology annotation, cellular component: Golgi apparatus; plasma membrane; cytoplasm.
AAGGUGCGCACUAUCAGUGACCAGACAAGUUGGAUGUUGACAUAGGAGACUAACGAUUUCCGCCCAAGUAGAGAGCCAAUAUGGAGACGCUAUGCUCAAGGCAGAUGCCCCUUUGUGUUUGUCAUGUCUCCAUUUAUCAUCAGAUUCUUGCAACAAUGAGCUAAACUUUGUAGAGUGAUACAAUAUAAGCCAGCACCAUGAAGUUUGCUGAACAUCUGGGUGCCCACAUCACCCCAGAGUGGCGGAAACAAUAUAUCCAGUAUGAGUAUAUGAAAGAAAUGUUAUAUGAUGCUCAGGAACAAGCUCCAUCCCCAGAAGUAACAGACACUAGUACUAUACAGAGAUAUUUUGCCAGGUUUACAGAAAAGUUUUUCCAGUUUUGUGAAAAAGAGUUAUCAAAGAUCAACACUUUUUUCUUGGAAAAACUAUCAGAAGCAAACAGAAAGUAUGCCAACUUGAAAGCUGAGCUUGAAGUCUUCUUAAAUCAUCACAGUCAACAGAGACACACACAGUUGAGACGAAGGAAAGCUAGCAUGGCCAAUCUACAGUUGUUUAAGGACAAAGAACUGAAAGGCCAGGCCAUGUCAUCCAUGAGAAAACUCCAUGAUUUAAAAUUAGCUUUUUCUGAAUUCUACCUAAGUUUGGUUCUUCUUCAGAAUUACCAAACAUUGAAUUUCACAGGGUUCAGAAAGAUUUUGAAAAAACAUGAUAAGAUGAUGCAAACAACCACCGGCUCUGAAUGGAGGCAGGCUCAUGUUGAGGCUUCAGCAUUUUAUACCAACAAAGAAGUCGACCAUCUCAUUAAAGAUGUAGAACAAAGUGUCACCAGUGAACUUGAAGGUGGGGAUAGGUCAAAAGCCAUGAAAAGACUACGUGUUCCACCACUUGGUGAUGAGCAACAUCCCUGGACCAAUUUCAAAAUGGGUCUCUGUCUUGGCAUGUUUGCAGUAUUAGUCAUUGUGAUUAUCAUUUCUGCCAUCUAUGUUGACCGAGCAGAGGAUUGGGAGGCAGCUUUGCACAUGUAUCGUGGGUCUUUCUUGGUCAUCUUUGAUCUGUUCCUCCUCGGGGUCAACACAUAUGGAUGGAGGUCAUCAGGAGUCAAUCAUGUUCUUAUUUUUGAAAUUGACCCUAGAAAUCACCUUACCCAUUCUCAGCUUCUUGAGCUUGCAUCAUUUCUUGGAGUCAUCUGGGCUUUGAGUGUCCUGUCCUACUUGUACAGUGAAUAUCUCAGUAUUCCUCCCAUGGCCAUGCCGCUGGCCUUCACAACAUUCCUGAUAGUGGCUCUGAUCAAUCCAUUCAAGAUUUUCUACUAUAGGGCCAGGAUGUGGCUACUGCGAAUUUUAUUUAGAAUAGUCACAGCCCCAUUUCAUCAUGUUGGGUUUGCAGACUUUUGGCUGGCUGACCAACUGAACAGCUUGGUUACUGUUCUUCUAGAUCUAGAAUAUCUCAUCUGUUACUAUUCCUUUGAUGUUAAAUGGCUAGGAGGUGAUCCUGAAAGGGAGAGUGUAUGCAGUAAAAAUGUAUAUGGUAUUAUAGCAAUAGUCUCCAGCUUACCAGCAUGGUUUAGAUUUGCUCAGUGCCUGCGACGUUACAGAGACACCAAACUUGUGUUCCCACACAUUGUUAAUGCUGGGAAAUACUCCACAACAUUUUUUGUAGUUCUCUUCUCUACCCUGUACAAAGUUCAUGUUGAAAUGUAUGGUGAUCACUACCGUCAAGCAUCUGUGUUUUUCUAUCUGUGGAUUGUUUCCGCUGUCAUCAGUUCCUGUUACACCUAUACCUGGGACAUUAAAAUGGAUUGGGGUUUGAUGGAUAAAAAUGCUGGAGACAAUAGAUUCCUCAGAGAGGAAGUUGUCUAUGCCUACAAGGCCUACUAUUAUUUUGCUAUGAUAGAAGAUUUUAUUCUAAGAUUUUUAUGGACAUUGACUGUUUCUGUUGGGGAAGGACUUUUUUAUAACAAUACAGUUUUAAAAACUGUUUUUGCAAGUUUGGAAGUUUUCAGGAGAUUCGUUUGGAACUUUUUCCGUCUAGAGAAUGAACAUUUAAAUAACUGUGGGCAGUUCCGAGCGGUGAGAGACAUAUCAAUAGGACCAAUAGAUUCCAACUUUGAGCAACAGUUAUUGGAUAUUAUGGACAGUGAGAAUGAAACAGAUUGGAGGCUUAACGAUAAGAGAAGACGUGGAUUUAGAAAUAACAAAGAAUCUCGACUGUUCAUUGAUGAAGAUGAUGAAAGGGUGCCUUUAGUGAAUGGAGGUAAAGAACUAAAGAGGAUGUGAACCAAGUCAUUAUAACAUUAAUUACAUUGAGAAAGUUAUCUCUGGUCAAAAUGAAGAAGAAAUGCCAUAUUGUAUUUAUUUAACAAACCAAUAUAUUUGCUUUCAAGAUGAUCAUCAUGCAUACACUUACAAUGCUUUGCAAUUUCUUGUCUUUAUAUUCUCUUUUUGUAUUGUUCUCUGGUCACUUGUAUAUCUACUGUAUAUUAUGAAGAGAUCUUUAUAAACACUGACAAUCAAAACAUUGAUUGAAACAUUUUAUUUAUUCAAGAUUUACUUCUCUGUUAUAGUGUUCAUGUAAUUUCUGGUUUUAUUAUGUACAUUUUUUAAAGUUUUCAAACAUCUUUGAUUAUGUAUUUAAAAUUCUGUUUGACAUAAGCAGCACACAUUAAUAUUGAUGUAGAAAUGUUCAAUGUUAAAGUGUUUUAUUAGUUACAAUUUUUUUUUUCUAUGGAAACAAAGUUGUUGUUUUUUCUAAAGAAAGUGUUGCUGUGUUCAAGAAAUUCAAAAUAAGUUCUUUCAAAUUUAAUGUAAAUAAAUUAUUUAAUGUUCAAUAUUUAAAAAUUGUUUAUGUUUAA